AUGGGCCCAGCGAAAACCCUAACAAUUUUUUGUAUUCUAUUUUGGUUCUCUCUCUUUCUGUUCUUCCAAAAAUUCAACCAAACAAACUGCAUCUGUUAUAUACAUAUUAUAUAUCAAUUUGCACAUAUAACUAUCACUGAAAUACAUUCCUAUCGGUAUUUUUUCUCCAUUCGCUCAAUUAAGGAAUCAGGGAUUUGAAGGUUUGGUCUUGCUUGAAUUGUUGUUGGAAUAGUAAAUCAGCCGAAACUACAAGUAGAAUUCAAUGGGGAAAAAGAAGCCUGUGCGUGAAGAAGAGAGUCUAGAAUCUUCCAAGCAGGGUGGUGUUGGUGUUGGUGGUGGAGGAAAGUCGAAGAAGAAGAAUCGGAUGAUAGAUGAUGAUGAAUACUCUGUUGGGACAGAAUUGUCUGAAGAGCCUGUCGUUGUGGAAGACAAAGGCGUGGCAGUGUCGGAGAUUAGUAAGAAAAGAGGUAAGAAGGGCAAGAAAUCUGGGGGUCGAGAUGAAGAUGAUUAUGAUACAGAGGAUAAACGAGAGGAGGAGGAUGAGGAAAAGAAGUUGGGAGGUGGUGAAAAGAAUCGUGCUAAGCAGGUUGGUGGAGGAGGCAAGUCGAAGAAGAAGAAUGUGGCUAUUGAUGAUGAUGAGUACUCUAUCGGGACUGAAAUAUCUGCGGAGUCUGGGAUUCAGGAAGAGGAAGUAGCACCGGCAAUGGCAUUUGGCAAGAAAAAAAGUAAAAAGGGGAAGAAGGGCGGGGUUAGUACGUCUAGUUUUGGAAUUCUAGGACAUGAUGAUGAUGAUGAAGACAUGGCGGGUUUGACGAGGGAUAGGGAUGGAGUGGCUGGUGAUAAUGGCCGAGAGGCUGAAAGCGUUGCCUCCCUUACAGGAAAAACUAAGGAUUUAAAACUGGGGAAGAGCAGUGCAAGUUUGUUUGCUACAUCUGCGUUUCACGCCAUUGAUGAUGAGGAUGGCGAAACUGGGAUGCUGUCUGAGGAAGAUGAAGAGCCAGCUGUUGCCUUUACCGGUAAGAGUACUGGUGUUUCUUUUAGUACUGCCCUUCUUGACGAAGAAAAUGAUGAAGAUGCCUCUCCUAAAUUGGAGUCAGAGGCAAUUGAAGAAGAUGAUGCAGCAGGAAUUAUUUUUUCAGGUAAAAAGAAGUCAUCUAAGAAAAAGAAUAAAAGUACAUCGAGCCCAUUGGCCACUGAUGUCGGAAAUGACUCAACCAGUGUUGCUGAUCAAGACCAAACUAGCCUAGGGGUUAAUGGGGAAGAUGCUGAUGAUAAUAGAGGCAAAAAGCAGACAACUGAUGUGUCAGAAACUUCAAAGAACAAAACCAAGAAAAAAAAGGGUGGGCGUACUGUUCAACAAGAUGAAGAUGAGAUCGACAAGAUUCUGGCAGAGCUUGGUGAAGGGUCAGCAAUCCCUGCUCCUGCUCAACCUGCUAAUGCUUCUCUUCCACAAGAGGAGAAAAGUCAACUGCCGUCUCCAUUAGGAAAUGAUACAGGGGAAGGAGAAGCAGUUGAGGAAGGAGCUGUGGAGUCUGCCGCUGCGAAGAAGAAGAAAAAGAAGAAGGAGAAGGAGAAAGAGAAAAAGGCAGCUGCUGCGGCUGUCUCUGAGAUGGAGGAAAAGCAGGAAGUAACAAAGAAUGAUACCAAAGGAAAGUUGGCAGAUAAAAAGCAGUCGAAGCAGGUUAGGGAGAUGCAAGAGAGACUUAAAAAAAUGAAGGAAGCUGAAGAAAGGAAGAAAAGAGAAGAGGAGGAAAAAUUAAGGAAGGAAGAAGAAGAACGUCUUCGACUGGAAGAACUAGAAAGACUUGCAGAGGAGAAAAAACGCUUGAGAAAAGAGAGGGAGAAGGAAAAGCUCUUGAAAAAGAAACAAGAAGGGAAAUUGCUUACUGGAAAGCAAAAGGAAGAAGCUCGAAGAUUAGAAGCAAUGAGAAAGCAAUUUCUUGCUAGUGGCGGGGCUUUACCACUCUCAACUGGGGAGACUAAAAAAGAGGCAACCAAGCGGCCUAUUUAUCAAUCAAAGAAGUCAAAGGCACAUGCUCUGUCUAAUGGAAAAGCUCAGGAAGAGUCUGUUGAAAGCACACAAGUGCAAGAAAAUCUGCAGGAGAUCGUCUCUGAGGUUGAUGCCAUGGAAACUGAGAAGGUUGAGGAUAUGGAUUUUGUAAGCAUAGAGGAGAAGUCAGAAGUAGCUGAUGCUGAAGAAACCAGAGUUGAGGAAGAGGAUGAUGAUGAGGAAUGGGAUGCAAGAAGUUGGGAUGAUGCUGAUCUUAAACUGCCAGGAAAGAGUGCUUUUGAAGAUGAAGAGCUAGAUUCAGAUCCCCAACCUAUCACUAAGAAAGAGAUUAAGGUUGCAAGGUCUGUUGCAAGUGAUGCGGGUCCACUGCCUGUUGCUUCCAAGGCUGUAAUUCCUACUCAAAAAGCAGUUGUAAGUGCACCAGCUGUCACAAAGAAUACUGUAAGUAAGAAGAGGGAACCUGAGGUUGUGGUUGCAGGGCAAGGAACUGAAAAACCUGGUGCUUCUCAAAGCGAGAGUGAAGACAAUCUCCGGUCUCCUAUAUGCUGUAUCAUGGGGCAUGUUGAUACUGGUAAAACCAAGCUGCUUGACUGCAUACGUGGCACUAAUGUUCAAGAAGGUGAAGCUGGAGGGAUUACACAGCAGAUAGGUGCAACCUAUUUUCCAGCUGACAAUAUAAGGGAGAGAACUAAGGAGCUGAAAGCUGAUGCCAAGCUGAAGGUCCCUGGAUUGUUGGUCAUUGACACACCUGGACAUGAAUCAUUCACUAAUCUGCGUUCUCGAGGUUCAGGAUUAUGUGAUAUUGCAAUUUUGGUCGUAGACAUUAUGCAUGGGUUAGAACCACAGACUAUUGAGUCUCUUAAUCUUCUAAAGAUGAGGAAUACAGAAUUUAUUGUUGCACUGAACAAGGUAGAUAGGCUCUAUGGAUGGAAAGUGUGCCGCAAUGCACCCAUUGUUAAGGCAAUGAAGCAACAGUCCAAAGAUGUUCAGUUUGAAUUUAAUACCAGGCUUACUCAGGUCAUAACCCAGUUCAAGGAACAGGGUAUAAAUACAGAAUUAUACUAUAAAAACAAAGAAAUGGGGAAGGAUACUUUUAGCAUUGUACCAACUAGUGCAAUCAGUGGUGAAGGUAUUCCCGACUUGUUGUUAUUACUGGUCCAAUGGACUCAAAAGACGAUGGUUGGGAGACUUAGAUACAGCAAUGAAGUCCAAUGUACUGUUUUGGAGGUUAAGGUUGUUGAAGGUCAUGGAACAACCAUUGAUGUGGUAUUGGUCAAUGGUGUGCUCCAUGAAGGAGAUCAAAUAGUAGUUUGUGGCAUGCAGGAACCUAUUGUCACCUCAAUCCGUGCAUUAUUGACGCCUCAUCCAAUGAAGGAACUUCGAAUAAAGGGAUCAUAUCUGCAUCAUAAAGAAAUCAAAGCUGCACAGGGGAUAAAGAUUAGUGCUCAGGGACUUGAGCAUGCAAUUGCUGGCACUAGUUUAUAUGUUGUGGGGCCUGAUGAUGAUGUGGAGGACAUAAAAGAAGCAGCCAUGGAAGAUAUGAGGUCGGUGAUGAGCAGGAUUGAUAGAAGUGGGGAGGGAGUUUAUGUUCAAGCCUCUACGCUUGGAUCAUUGGAAGCUUUGCUGGAGUUCUUGAAAACUGACGAAGUAAGAAUACCUGUUAGUGGAAUUGGCAUAGGCCCUGUGCACAAAAAGGAUGUCAUGAAAGCCAGUGUCAUGCUUGAGAAGAAGAAAGAGUAUGCAACAAUCUUGGCCUUUGACGUGAAAGUGACACAAGAAGCUCGAGAACUUGCAGAUGAGGCUGGUGUAAAAAUUUUUAUGGCUGAUAUUAUUUAUCACCUAUUCGAUCAGUUUAAGGCCUAUAUUGAUAAUCUCAAGGAAGAAAAAAAGAAGGAAGUUGCUGAAGAAGCAGUCUUCCCCUGUGUGCUCAAGAUUGUACCUAAUUGUGUCUUCAACAAGAAGGACCCAAUUGUCGUAGGAGCUGAUGUUCUUGAGGGCAUUGCCAGGGUCGGCACUCCAAUAUGUAUUCCACAGAGGGAAUUCAUUGAUAUUGGUCGGAUUGCGUCCAUCGAGAACAACCAUAGACCUGUUGACUUUGCCAAGAAAGGCCAGAGGGUGGCCAUUAAGAUAGUUGGGUCCAACCCUGAGGAGCAACAGAAGAUGUUCGGCAGGCAUUUUGAAAUCGAAGACGAGCUUGUUAGCAAAGUAUCGAGAAGAUCCAUUGACAUUCUCAAGGCCAAUUUCCGGAAUGACCUGUCUGUUGAAGAUUGGAGGCUAGUUGUGAAAUUGAAGACCUUAUUCAAGAUACAAUGAGACUUCUUGCCAAGCUUUGCAAGUAGCUACAGCCUUGGCUUUUUGUGGAACUGCAUUUGGGUUCAGCAAUUCAUCGGGGCAAUAACCAGUGAUUUUGUUGGGACUCAUAAUCAUAAAGGAUGGAGAUACUUAGCUUACUAAACCAGCAACAACUAAGGUGCCAUAUCUGUGGACUGGUUUCCAGCAGAGGAAAAUUUUUGGUUGCUGAGCUUUCCGUUGAAGAGUAAGAUGCUGAUUCAAUAGCAGCUCUGAUUCCUUCACUGUUGAGUUUGAACUCUAGAUAGAAGGCACCAUACACGUUCUUGGUACAGCUCUUCCAAUACUGAAAUGGUAAAAAUAGCAUAAGUACUGUGAUAAUUUUGGUAGUGCUGGCCAACCACAGAGAUGAGUGUUGUACAGGGGCGGCAAAAAUUACAGACUAAUCUUUUUUAUGUGCUUGUGAGUAUGUCAGAUAUGCGAGAUAAUGUCCUGCUCUUGUUUCCUAUAAAUUUCUUCUAAUUUUCUCAGAA
Capsicum annuum is the source of this 4833-nucleotide messenger RNA. RefSeq names its product eukaryotic translation initiation factor 5B. Gene Ontology annotation, molecular function: translation initiation factor activity; GTP binding; GTPase activity. The record is from RefSeq and is a predicted model, not a curated record. Bases 263 to 4324 code for a protein of 1353 amino acids. Lineage: Eukaryota; Viridiplantae; Streptophyta; Magnoliopsida; Solanales; Solanaceae. The transcript is spliced from 12 exons.